Messenger RNA from Lethenteron reissneri (Far Eastern brook lamprey), 5890 nucleotides. RefSeq names its product nuclear receptor subfamily 2 group F member 1-A-like. Lineage: Eukaryota; Metazoa; Chordata; Hyperoartia; Petromyzontiformes; Petromyzontidae. Gene Ontology annotation, molecular function: sequence-specific DNA binding; zinc ion binding; DNA-binding transcription factor activity. The record is from RefSeq and is a predicted model, not a curated record. Gene Ontology annotation, biological process: regulation of DNA-templated transcription.
UGAUCGGACAAGCUCCACGAAAGCUGCGCGUUGCGGCAUCUCGUCCUGGAUGCGAUCCGUGAUCAAACACGCGCCGUCACACACACACACACGGCAUCCCAACAGUACACACACACACACACGUGCGCAUCACGGCAGUAUAUAACAGUACUUAUUUAUUUCCUUCGUAAAUGGCGUUCACGCACCGGGCUCCGUCUCCGACUGACGUUCUUCAUCUGUUCCUGCUACAGCCGCGAGCGAGUUUCACCACGUAGUUCGCUCGCUUGCUUGCUUGGCGACGGCGGUGAUGGUGGCGGUGUUAUUAAGUGGUGGUUGUUGUGUCCGGAGCCGAGCAAAUAUGUCAGCUUGUCAAUACGCGUGCGUUAAAAAGUCCUCCUCCAACUUGAAGGCCAUCUCUGCUCGUGAAGAAUCCAUCUCAUCCCGGUCUCUCGCUUCUGGAAGUGCGGCGAGGGGGGUGGGUGGGUUGUGUGGAUUUCUUCUUCUUCUUCGCGUGAAAUAUAUUUAAUUAAUUCCGGUAAAGGUCAUCUUUUGUGUCCGCUCCACCUCCAUAUCUUCUUUUGACUCUUUUCUCAUUUUCAAAGUCUCUCUUCCAAAAACAUCGCCAACAGGCCCACCCGCUCACCCACUCACCCACCGCUCAACCACUCACCCACCCACCCACAGACCUACACACACACACGUACACACAAACACACACACACGCACAGAGGGGGGCCGAUCUUGAGCAAGGAGGAGAAGAAGAAUAAUAAGGAGAAGUUUUGCGUUCCCGCACUCGCUAUGGCAAUGGUGGUGGGAAAUCCAUGGCGAGAACCUCCGAACGGAACUCCUAUCGCGAGCGGUAACGGCACGCAGACCUCAUCCUCGUCAUCAUCAUCUUCAUCAGCAGCAGCAGCAGCAUCAUCAGCAGCCGUGUCUGGAAGUGCCUCGCUAUUACUGGGGCAGCAGCAGCAGCAAGCCUCAAGUCUGCAGGCAGCUAUCACGGUUGCCGGAAACGUGAGCAGCGUCGAUUCAUUAUCCUCCUCCUCCUCGUUAUCAUCCUCAUCAUCAUCAUCCUCCUCCUCCUCGUCGUCCUCGUCGUCAAAGUCCACGUCCGCCUCCCAUCAUCAUCAUCAACAACAACAACAUCAGCAGCAGCAACAACAACAGCAACAACAUCAACAACACCAGCAGCAACAACAACAACAGCAGCAGCAGCAACAGAACGCGGAGUGCGUGGUUUGUGGAGACAAGUCGAGCGGCAAGCACUACGGGCAGCUGACUUGCGAGGGCUGCAAGAGCUUCUUUAAGCGCAGCGUUCGUCGCAAUCUCAACUACGCGUGUCGCGCGGCGCGCGCCUGCCCCAUCGACCAGCACCACCGCAACCAGUGCCAGUACUGCCGCCUCAAGAAGUGCCUCAAAGUGGGCAUGCGGAGAGAAGGUGGGCCUGCGAGAGCGGUGCAACGGGGACGCAUGCCUUCGUCGAUGCAGCACCCGGCGGCUCCGGGCGGUGCGUACGCGCUGCAGCCCAACGGCGGGGACCCCCUGCUGAACGGCGGCGGGGGCCACGCCGCCUCGUACCUGUCGGGCUACGUGUCGCUGCUGCUGCGCGCCGAGCCCUACCCCACGUCGCGCUACGGCAGCCAGUGCAUGCAGCCCAACAACCUGAUGGGCAUCGAGAACAUCUGCGAGCUCGCCGCACGGCUCCUCUUCAGCGCCGUCGAGUGGGCCCGGAACAUUCCCUUCUUCCCCGAACUACAGGUAGGGGACCAGGUGGCGCUGCUACGGCUCGUGUGGAGCGAGCUGUUCGUGCUGAACGCGGCGCAGUGCGCCAUGCCGCUACACGUGGCGCCGCUGCUCGCCGCCGCUGGGCUCCACGCGUCGCCCAUGUCCGCCGAGCGCGUGGUGGCCUUCAUGGACCACAUCCGCAUCUUCCAGGAGCAGGUGGAGAAGCUCAAGGCGCUGCACGUCGACUCGGCCGAGUACAGCUGCCUCAAAGCCAUCGUGCUCUUCACGUCCGACGCGUGCGGCCUCUCGGACCCGGCGCACGUCGAGUCUCUGCAGGAGAAGUCUCAGUGCGCGCUCGAGGAGUACGUGCGCACGCAGUACCCCAGCCAGCCCACGCGCUUCGGCAAGCUGCUGCUGCGCCUGCCCUCGCUGCGCACCGUCUCCUCCGCAGUCAUCGAGCAGCUCUUCUUCGUACGGCUCGUCGGCAAGACGCCCAUCGAGACGCUCAUUCGCGACAUGCUGCUGUCGGGAAGCAGCUUCAACUGGCCAUACAUGUCCAUACAGUGACGGUGACGGUGGUCGCGGCGACGCGGGGUGCGGAUUUCAUUUCCCCCACCCGCCCGGAGCGAGAAGUACGAUGGAUUUGGAGUUGCCGGGUGCGGGGAAUGCUUGCCGGGUCGCUGCGUCGAUCGGAGCGGUUGACGCGUCCUUGGAGUAGCCGUGGCCACCGUGGGAGAGAAGGAUGCGGUGCUUGCCCUAGAGCGGGAGUCGGGUUGCAAAGCCGGGUGGACGCCGGCUGAAAUGAAUCCCUGGCACUGGGCGAGAGCAGCGGAGGAGGAUGCAAAGUGCGGUGGUGGUGGUGGUGGUGGUGAUUCAUGGGGAGUGGUGUACGAUGCACGGUGAUGAUGAUGGUGGUGACGGUCGGGGAGUGAUGUGUUGAGUUGGUUGUGGCCAUUGUUGGCAUGAUUAGUAGCUGCAGUAGCUGUAGCAAUAUGCACUUUCCAUCAUCAUCAUCAGCAGCAGCAUUGCCAUAAUAAUAAUUAUAAUUAUCAAAUCAUAAUCUCUGUAUCUAACCACUACAUCAUGAUCAUAUGUUCAUCAGCAGGACCAACGGCAUUACAUCAUCAUUUAUUUAUCAGCAGCAGUAACACCGAUGUCAUCAUGAACAUCAGCCGUGGGCAAUCCACUGCUGGGUAAAGGCUUCCCGAAGCCACCACAAUGUCUCGAUCUACGGAUCGAUUCACUCUCCGCAUUUCCUCGGCGUGCAUUUUCUCGCAUGUGAUGUCCCAUGACCACCACCAUCACCAUCACCACCAUCGUCACCACUGAGCAAAGCACGCCCGUCAGCUUCACAGCGGACGCUAAAAUAACUCUGUGGCGUAGCUGCAGAAGAGUGGGGGCGGUGUGUGCCCACGACCCCAGAGUAUACAUUUUAAACGACGCGAAUCUCGGUCGAUGGCAUGAACAUCGUGAAGCAACCACCACCACCGCCGCCGCUGCCACUCCAAGCGUCCACGUUGACUUGUCCGCAAAGACGAGAGGCGAGCGACCCGUAAACGGAACUACUCGGGAGUGAACAUUCGAAGUGAUGUCGUGAUCGCACGCAAGCCGAGGACACUGACAAUGUACGUACGCAUGGCAAUGAACUCGCAGUCAUGAAGCCCAAUGGAAGUCGGUCUCUCUAGAGCUGCCUGCCCGCUGCACGCGUGUUGGCGGGCGGCCGGGUGUGGAUCGUGUCGCCCUGCAGAAAUAUUACGUGAACGGGGCGAACGCUGAAAGACAACGGGCACACGAAUGAAACGUGCGCACACUACACAGAGACGGUGAUUAACAUUAUGCGUGUGUGUGCAUAUAACCUUGACGGGGGAGGGAAAUUGUUAGAACUUUUUAAAAUUGUACGUCGCCGCGCGUGUGAGCGUUAUUAUUUGUGUCUGCUGAGAUUUCUCAUUUUCGCGUGGAAGGACGAGGCAGGGUGGCUCGUGAUUAAGACGUUCAUUUUAAAAUCAUCGCAGGUCUUUGUUUUACCUACUGCAGCGGCUCGCCACGCGAUUGUGCCGUGAGGCUGUCCGAUGUGGCGUUCGAGUUGUAGCGCUUCUUGCUCGGCACCACGCCCGACGUUUCCUUCCACAUGGCCGGAGGCUUCUUCAGGAGCGGAAGAUCUAAAUCUCCCGGCGCGUGGCGCGGAACGUUGGACAUCGUGCCGAACAACGCGCGGUGCAGCCCGAAAAAACGCAGCAGAUGGAAGCAUUUGCGGUUUUUGUUUUGUCUUUACUGUCGCUGAGAUGAAACGAAGGUUUCAACGUUUCGGAUGACCGGCCUUUGUCAGGAAAGAGGCAAAAAUCGCUCAAAAUGGCUGAGAUCGUCCUUGACUCGCAGUGAUGGGGAAACAACGCAAAUAAACGAAGAGGUCUUCACUGCCAGUGCUGCUGACGCUGCCACACUGCGCCAUCGCUUCCUUCCUUCUGCCAGAACAUAACAGCUGUUGCAAAGUAGACAUCCGACCGCCGAGAUGUUUCAUACGACCUCACCACCACCACAACCACCACCACCUCCACGUGACUUUAGGUCUUCAACUCGGAUCGCCGGCCCCUGGUUGCCAAUCCACCUGUCUGGGUGACCUGCCCUCCACCACCUUGCACCACGUAUCCCCACCCAUCACGAACACCUCCUGGUGACAUCUACAGCACUCUCCUGCCACCGCUCUGUGUUACGAACCUCCAAGUCGCUUACCCAAUGAAAUGCCCAGCUUCCUCUGAACGCACCCUGUACUCCUCAAAGGCUAGGAUCUUUUGUUAGAGCCACUUUGUUAAAGUCCAGCUGUUUUUGCCGCUGUUUAUUAUGCUUGUUAUGAAUUGACCAGCAAUCCGUUACGUAUGUUCGCAGAUGUAUACUUUAUCUAAUAACGUGGGGAGCGGCGGUGUAGCGGUUAGCACGCUGGUGAUCCGAGUUAGAUUCCCGCUCACGGCCAACAUCGGUGGUGAUUAUCUGAACUGGUCCUGGGCCUCCCCUAGGUCGACUCAGAGUCAAAUUAGUAUCUGGUGUGGUGUGUGUGUGUAAGCAUCACCACAAAGGAGACAAAGGCUGCCUGCCGGGCGUGGUGCUGGCCACCCACCCCCUCGUGUGCCCUACCAGCCUUCAUAGGUUCUAGAUUUGAAGCUUUCGUGACUGCAAGGAUUCAUAUUCUUAGUUUUUUUCGGUAAAGUCACGUAGGUGACUUGAUACAGCUAUCGUGCUGUGACUGUUCCACCUGAAGACGGAGGCGUGUGUUGCCUCCGAAACGUCGUGAUUUUUAUUUUAUUUUUAUUUAACUUUGAUUAAUUUGAAUUUUUUUACCUACGUGACUUUACCGAAAAAAACCUAAGAAUAUAUAGCCUUCAUAGGUGUUCGCUAGCGGCACUUUCCCCAAAAGUCUGUUCAGGCUACACGGGGGAUCUUUGUAUAUCUCCUACUGUGGAUAUGCAUAAACGUGCGUUUAGAGCGUUUGGCUGCUAUGAAUGUCCACGUGAUGAUAAGCCACUUCGUUGAGCUAUCAUUUGUGGCCAGGUCGCUUCUGACAAAGAGCUAUGCAGCUCGAUGGGGGGGGGGGGGGGGUCCUUACCUGGUCAAAUAAAAAUAGGACUCGCAGUUUAGUUUGACGCUGCGAGCCGUGUGUGUGUGGUGUGCCCACUGCUUAGCAUCGCCUCUCAUAUCUCACACUCGGUUUCCCUCUCCUCCUCCUCCCACUGCUGCUUUAUCCUCUGUGCUAUUCUCGCUCCCUGCUCACGUGCGGCAGGAUGCUUGCUCUGAAUUAAAUAUGAGUUUCAAUCUGCUGCUGCUGCUGCUGACACAAGCAACAUUGCCUGCCCUCGUGCGGUCUCAACCACUUACGUGAACAGAUAAAGGAGCAGCCCUGCAACUGCCCACCAUUUGCUGUGCAAAAGGGCCUCGACUCGAGGCAGCUCUAGAGACGCCCCAUCUGCAAUGUAAUUGGUCUACUCUUCCACAUUGGCCAGACAUCUUGGAAGACGUGGGGGUACCCCACCAUACGCAUCCUGGGUAGACAGAGGUGGGGACGGGAGGGGGGGAUAUUGUUGUUUCAACUGCCGCGCCAGGAGGUCGAAUCAAACCUCUGGAUUGCAAAGCAUAGUUGGCUCGCCAUGACACCAACCACUGUUGUUAGCACUGUGAAAAUUCCUGACAUCUUAAC